AGUCUCAAACAAUUAUUUGCAAAUCUCGAUAGUGUUAAUAUAUCACAUCCAUAAAUAUAUGAGUACGUAUUAAUUCUAACUGAAUGUUGUAAGCAUAAGUACGGGGCUAACUUGUUUGACAAAAUACUCAGAUUGGCAAUUAAAUCUUAGUGGGCUUUGAUAAAAUCAACAAACACAUUCAAGUAAUACGUAUACUCUAGUCAAUACGGUGGCAAAAGCCUUGACGUUUAGUAUUACUAGUAUGUCAGUUAUGUGAAGGAAAUUCUUUGCUGUGAUACGCGAAAGUCAAUCUACUCGAAUUAUUUUACGGCUGCAUCGUCUUUCUCUGUCGUUCCUGAUACUUCCUGGCAUUACUAUACUUUGAAUAAAAUAUAUCUAAGUGCUAAUAUGGCCUUGGUACCGGAGAUUAUUGUUUUCAAUGAAGAGAACGUCAAGCCAAAGAGGUUAAGUCAGCAUAUUUCUGCGAUCAUCAUAUCAUUUAGUGGUUUUGCGCUUGGAGUUUCAAUAGGAUGGAAUUCUAGUGCAGGUGAUACAUUGAGGAAUGUUUUAAAUGCCACAGCAACUGAGAUAGGAUUAGUGGGUGGCAUAGUGAAUGCCGGGGCGUGUGCUGGUAUAUUCAUGUUGCCAUGUAUUCUCAGAUAUCUCAGUUACACCUCUAGCUACCUCAUCAGCAUCCCUAUUUACUUGUUCGGAUGGACAUUUAUUUGUUUGGCUGAUCAAAAGGUUUGGUGUCUCAUUUUAGGAAGAUUUCUAUGUGGACUGGCUGGUGGUACUUGUUGCGUCCUAUCACCUAUUUUUAUAUCUGAGAUGGCAGACAAAAAUACCCGUGUACGGCUGCUGGUUUAUUUUCAGCUUUUAAUCAAUUGCGGAAUAUUUUAUGCCUUUUUAGUAGCGUACUUUUACGAUGAGAAGGACGCUAUUUGGCGUUAUAGUAUGAUUUGUGGCGUCAGUUGUGCUCUUAUUAUUUGGAUAGCGUUUUUACCCGAGACCCCACUUUAUUAUUUAUCGAUUAAUGACGAGCACUCAGCCAUUAAAUCAAUCAAAUGGUAUUAUGGUAAUGGAUCCAAUAAUGAUUUGGAUGAAUAUAAAAAACUCAUUAAAAGUAAAAAUCGUGUAUCAAAGGUCCUAAAAAAUUUCAAUGUUAUCCGUGCGAUAAUCGUAUGUCACGGAGUGAUAAUUAUCCAACAAUUAAGCGGCAUAAAUACUCUAACAUUUUACGCUACUGUAAUAUUCAACAAUGGAGGUUCCGGAGAGUUAACAGGAGCUCAACAAACCCUGGUAAUCGGAGGGCUGCAGAUUAUAUCAAGUAUUUUUUGCAUGCUGGUAAUCGAUUUUUGGGGCCGCAGAAUACUGUUGGCUGUGUCUGGAAUCAUAAUGGGUCUAUCUAUGAUACUUUUCGGUUGGUAUAUAAAUGUCCGUGAUGAAGAUCCAGAGUUUUACGAAGAAAGUUAUGGGUGGAUACCUCCGACAUGUAUGGUCAUCUACUUCAGUGCAUUCAAUCUCGGUUUAGGUCCAAUAUCAUGGUCUAUUCUGGGCGACACAUUUCCCAUUGAGAUCAAGACAUUCGGCGCCUCAAGUGUUGCUUUCCUCAGCUGGUUCAUAUCACUGAUAGCCACAUUGACCUUCGGCGAACUUGCACAGUCUCUCGGUAUUUCAAAAACGAUGUGGCUGUUCGGUGGUUUCUGCUGUCUCGGAGCGAUACUCUGCGGUGCUUUUGUGAGAGAAACAAGGGGCAUGAGUUUGGCUGAUAUCCAGCACACAUUUAAGAUUGAUCCAGUACAAGUUGAUAAUAAUUUAGAAUCGUAGAGAAAAUUUAUUUACUCGAUAAUAUUUGUUUUUGCUUCAUGUUUUGUUUCAAAAAUUAGUUAAUAAAAAUUUAUACAUUAAUGUUUGUUUUU
Molecule: messenger RNA, 1898 nt
Organism: Cotesia glomerata
Lineage: Eukaryota; Metazoa; Arthropoda; Insecta; Hymenoptera; Braconidae
Product: facilitated trehalose transporter Tret1-like
Exons: 5
Coding region: 388-1806 (472 amino acids)
Biological process (GO): transmembrane transport
Cellular component (GO): membrane
Molecular function (GO): transmembrane transporter activity
Source: RefSeq, a predicted model, not a curated record